Moneuplotes crassus is the source of this 890-nucleotide messenger RNA. NCBI's taxonomy places the organism in Eukaryota, Ciliophora, Spirotrichea, Euplotida, Euplotidae. The record is from the annotation of a GenBank genome assembly.
ACCAUAUGGGUUGCUUUGAAAGUAAAAAUGUGCAAACGCCUAACAGAGAGCCUUCAUUUGUGAGGAGAGAUAAUCCUCCCUUUACUCCCAGUAAAUCAGCAAAUGCUCCGAGGUCGAUUAUGAUUCAACAACUGACUAAAACUAAGUUUGUGCCAAAAGAGCCAAACUGGAACGAUAAGAGUGAUAAUGAGCUUGAAUGCAUUAUUUGCUUAGAGAUAAAGAAGGACUCAUCAAUUUCUAGCUGCUGCAUAAAUAUCAUUUGAAAUGAUUGUACUAAAAAUCUAAAUGGGACAUGCCCACUGAGGUGCAAGAAACUAUCAGCACAAUUUAAGGCAUCAAUUAAACUGAAUAAGAGAAUCAAUAAAGUGUUCUCUCUCUGUGAUGUCUGCUUUGCAGAAGUUCAUCCUUGGGAUAUGGAUCGCCACCAGGAGACUUGUGGAGACCAUAUCGUAGGAAAAUCAGUAAAAGAUUCAUGCCUCCACAAUUGAACAUUGAUCAGAAAAACAACAGGAAAGCAAUGGAAAUGCUAUUCUAGAGAAAAUGCAUAUCAAGUCCACAAAGAUAAAAAAACAGAUUCCUGCUACGAAUGUGAGAAAUGCCAGAUCAAAUUCUGCACUUUCUGUGUAGCUAAAGCUAUACUACUGGGUGAUAAUAUGGAUUUAAAUGGAAAAAUUAUCAGCCCAACAGAAUCUGUAUUCUUUCCUUGCAAGAAUUCGGAAGAUAUCACUGUCGAAGAACUCGUAGCCCAAAUUCCUUCUUUCAAUCAUUUCUUCUUGCCAGUGUAAGAACAAAUCUCAUUAUAAAUCUCCAGAUGGGUAAAGAAGAUUGUCUUUCUCACAUAUAAGAAUACCUUCCCAAUCCUGACACUUUUCUGAUCUGGAAGGCUUAAC